Messenger RNA from Drosophila persimilis, 2098 nucleotides. It is a transcript of the gene Hexo2, whose product is annotated as chitooligosaccharidolytic beta-N-acetylglucosaminidase. Gene Ontology annotation, cellular component: membrane. The transcript has 3 exons. Gene Ontology annotation, biological process: glycosaminoglycan metabolic process; ganglioside catabolic process; carbohydrate metabolic process. Bases 124 to 1977 code for a protein of 617 amino acids. The record is from RefSeq and is a predicted model, not a curated record. Gene Ontology annotation, molecular function: beta-N-acetylhexosaminidase activity. NCBI's taxonomy places the organism in Eukaryota, Metazoa, Arthropoda, Insecta, Diptera, Drosophilidae.
AGUGAAAUUUCACCUACUUUUUUUUCUGUUUUUUUUUGCUUUUUUUGGCUGUCACUAUCUCGCUUUGGUGCAUAUUGUGUAUAAAACGAGCAGCAUAGCCAGGGAGUACAGUUAGAAAGGAAGAUGCGGUUCAGCGGCCACAACCGUUAUCCCUGCUCGACGGCGACAGCGGCGCUGGCACUCUGCGUUUGCUUAGCACUUGGCGCAGGACCGUCGCAGGGCGACGACAGCGCCGAGGCGAUCGGCAGUGGCAGCAGAAAGUGGCUCUGCAGCCAAACGGACAUCUGUACGUCCGAGGAUGAUAUGGAGGAUGGGGCGCAGUAUCUGGAGGAGCGAUUCGAGAGCCAAAGGGACUGCCGGCUGUCGUGCGGCAAGUAUGGAUCCAUCUGGCCGAUGCCGACGGGGGAGGAGUGCAGCCUGUCGCACGAGCGGGUGCACUUUGAUCCGUGGAAGGUGCGCUUCCAUGUGGUGGCCCCCAGCGAGGUGACCACGCAGUUCCUGCGCGAGACGAACCGCCUGUUUGUGAGCAAUCUGCUCAAGGAGUGCACCCGCAACUGCACAUUGGCCAGCAGCAAGCAGAUCCUCGUGCGGGCCACUGUGAGCAGUGACAGCCUCGUCCUUGAUUGGCGCACGGACGAGAGCUACUCGAUGGUGCUCCGCACCACGGAGACGGCCACCUUCGUGGACAUCCAGGCGGCGACAGUGUACGGAGCGAGGCACUCCUUCGAGACGCUCAGCAACCUGGUGGCGGGGAGCGUGACCAACGGCCUGCUCCUCGUUAGCGCCGCCCGCAUCUCCGAUCGUCCCGCCUUCCCGCAUCGCGGCGUGCUCCUGGACACCUCGCGCAACUUCAUACCGCUGCGGUAUCUGCGCAGCACCCUCGACGCCAUGGCCGCCUCCAAGAUGAACGUCCUCCAUUGGCAUGUGGUGGACACGCACAGCUUCCCGCUUGAGAUCACCCGUGUGCCGGAGAUGCAGCGCUACGGCGCCUACUCCGCCUCGCAGACCUACUCCCGCACGGAUUCCGUCAAUCUGGUGAAGUAUGCCCGCCUCCGGGGCAUCCGCAUCCUCAUUGAGAUCGAUGGGCCCUCGCACGCGGGCAACGGGUGGCAGUGGGGCCCGGCGGCGGGCCUGGGUAACAUGUCCGUGUGCCUGAAUCAGUCGCCCUGGCGGCGCUUCUGCGUGCAGCCGCCGUGCGGUCAGCUGAACCCCCUGAACGAUCACAUGUACGCGGUGCUGAAGGAGAUCCUCGAGGAUGUGGCCGAGAUGGGGGCACCAGAGGAGACCGUGCACAUGGGCGGCGACGAGGUGUUUCUCCCGUGCUGGAACAACACGGAGGAGAUCGUGACGAAGAUGCGGGCCCAGGGCUACGAUCUCAGCGAGCAGAGCUUCCUCCGGCUGUGGUCGCAGUUCCAUCAGCGGAAUCUGAACGCCUGGGACGACAUCAACGAGCGCAUGUAUCCCAACAUCAAAGAGCCCAAGCCAGUGAUCCUCUGGUCCAGCCACCUGACCGUUCCGAAAUACAUUGAGACCUUCCUGCCCAAGGAGCGGUUCAUCAUCCAGACGUGGGUCGACUCCCAGGACCCCCUCAACCGGGACCUGCUGCAACGCGGCUACCGCCUGAUUGUUUCCACCAAGAACGCCUGGUAUCUGGACCACGGCUUCUGGGGCAGCACCAGCUACUACAACUGGCGCACAGUCUACGCCAGCGGCAUGCCGAUGGGCAAUCACGGGAACCAGGUCCUCGGCGGCGAGGUGUGCAUGUGGAGCGAGUUUGUCGAUCACAACUCCUUGGAGUCCCGCAUCUGGCCACGAGCUGGUGCGGCCGCCGAACGCCUCUGGUCGAAUCCAAAGUCCUCGGCUCUGGUCGCCCAGCGCCGCUUCUAUCGCUAUCGAGAGCGCCUCCUGGCACGUGGCAUCCAUGCGGACGCCGUCAUCCCACGGUGGUGUGUCCUACAUGAGGGGAGGUGUCUCUAGACAGAGGUCCGGACAUGGCCGAACAGCACUGUGUAUAUAUGUUUUCAGUCUACUAUCAGUUAUGUUAUCUCCAUCGUUAAUUAUCCAUACAACAACAAAAUUCAUUAUUAUCUAACAAGAA